This is a messenger RNA of Acanthosepion pharaonis, 642 nucleotides long. The record is from the annotation of a GenBank genome assembly. NCBI's taxonomy places the organism in Eukaryota, Metazoa, Mollusca, Cephalopoda, Sepiida, Sepiidae.
AUGGACAACUCUUAUUAUUGGUAUGCAGACAAGUGUUUUUCCAAAUACUGGCACCAUUAUAAUGAUGCCAGACAGUGGUACAUGAACCAUUUGCAUUACCUAAAUGCUGUUAACAGUUCUUUAUGCUAUCUUCCCCAAACGGCUUCAGCUCCUCUACAACCGCGGAGUUCAUUAUCACAAACAGGUGGAUGGAAAUACAGGAAACACAAGAAACAGAAAAAAAAGACUGUCACCCAGAGGCAAUCAUGUAAGUCUGUUACUUCUUCAAGAGAGACAGGCUUGUCUAGUCAGGGAGAAGAAGAAUUCCAAGUAGAAAUUACAGAUGCCUGGCGAGAAUUUCUUGUCAAAUCCAGUGAGUUGAAGAAAAAAAAAGAAAUGACAAAAACAAUGGAGAAUAAUUCACAUGACGACCAGUGUAUAAAUAUUGAAGACUUAGCUGACCAACCAAGAGAAGCCAGUCAUCUACCCCCAUCAGAACGUCCUGGAGCUCGUCGUACACUUCAAAUGAAACAACUUUAUGGAAAAGAGGCUGGAAUCAUUCAUGGCAUGGAAACUGCCCUGCAGAUGGAGUUUGACCGUAUUGUUGAUAUGGUCCAACCUAAAUUAUGGCCAAACAUGCCUCUAAAAUGUACUUUUCAUUAA